AUUUAUAUUACCAAUAGAUGGCAGUGCUCCUCUGAUCAGCAAGUAUUUCUGGAGAAUGACUGAGGAAGUGAUUAUUUCUCUACAGAGGGCCAGAUGCCAGUGUUCAACGGCCUCCUGAGAUCUGAUCCGUGUGUUUAUUCGUGUCUGACGCCAGACAGUUGAACGGGAACGGGAACGGGAAGUUCAGCGAGGAGAAGAUCAUGUACAACAACAACAACAGCACACCAUCAUCCUCCUCCUCAUCCGAGGCUGGAGAUGUCAGAAGUUCGCUGUUUAACCCGGGAGAGCCGCUCAGACAGCCGCGCACUACUCCUCCGGUGUCGGACGGCAGCUCAGAUAGCAGAGGAUCCCCCGUGCUUUUAAAUUCAGGACACAAUAGCGUCAAUGCUGCAGAUGCACUGGUGAAGAACUCCAAACUGUCUGCUGCCGCACCUGAGUUUGUCCCAGGAUGUUAUGCAUCAUUCCAGGAUGAUGUGUAUUCGGAUGAAUCUGAAGGAUACUACGCUGAGGCCUCACUGGCUGAUUUAGUUCAGGAUUUUGUAAGCCAUCUGAACUCGUCUCCGGGGUCCUUUGAAUCAGAAAUUGAGUAUAUCACAGACACGCUGAACAGCUGGGUCACUACAGAGGAGAUACUGCAGGAGCUUGUAGAGCUCAUCUACGUGCAGUCCACGGCUAUACCUAACUUCGCCUACACUGGAGCGCGGCUCUGUAACCAUCUGUCUCAUCACAUCCGUCUCACUCCAUCCAGUGGUAACUUCCGACAGCUGCUGCUGCAGAGGUGUCAAAAAGAGUUUGAACAGAGGGAGCAGGCCGUGAGAGGAGAUCCAGAGACCCAGAAAAAGUUUCACUCAUAUGUGCUGUUUCUGGGGGAGCUUUACCUUAACCUGGAGUUGAAAAGUGGAAAAGGCACACCGGGACGAGCUAAUGUCCUACUGGGAGCGCUAAAGGAACUUUUGAACACAUUAUUCUCUCACCCAGAUGACCCAAAUCUAAUGUGUGCUGUCAAAUUACUCAAGCUGAGCGGUUCCAUUCUGGAUGACACAUGGAAGGAGAAAGGGCAGUCAGACAUGGAUGAGAUCAUCAAGAAGAUUGAAGACAUUUUGUUGGACGCCAAAUGCGGCCGAGAUGUCAGACAGAUGCUAUUGAAACUGGUGGAGUUACGGUCCAGUAACUGGGGGCGAGUUCACACAGCCGCUGUGUCCAGUGACGCUACACCUUACAAUGACCCCAACUACUUUAUGAAUGAACCAACCUUCUAUACAGCUGAUGGAACGCCUUUCACAGCAGCAGAUCCUGAAUACUCAGACAAAUAUCAGGAGAUUCUAGACAGAGAAGACUACUUCCCUGAUGCAUACGAAGAGAAUGGAAACGAAUCCGAUGAUGAAGAAGAAAUGGAUCCAGAGAUCGAGGAGGCAUUCGAGAGGUUUUGCAUGGAGUCGGAUGCAAGAAGAAAGAAAUGAGAGACUGUGAGAUUGUCAUGUGAACACAUUACCCGACCAGCUGGAAUGUUUCAGGGUGGGCGGAACCAAGAACAUUUUGGUUGAUUUUCAUUUAAUUUCUCAACAAGCACUUCUUGGCUACAAUGUCACUGGAUUUAUGGCUGGGAUUAUUGUUUAGUUGAAACGCAGUAUAAUUUGCAAGUCCGUCAGGCCAUCAAAUUGUCAGUAGCCAUUGGUUUGGCAUUUGGGUUGUGAGGUUUAUUUUAUGCGUGUUCUGGUUUAUCAAACAUCCCAAAAAAAAAAAAGUUUGCAGUGAGAUUUUAAUAUGAGCCGAAGAGUAGCAUCAUCAAGUGUAUGUGUGGUUUGUUUGCAAACUAACUGCUCAGUAAACGUAGGAGAAAUGAGGCAGGACACAUCAGUUUGUGUUUUACUCCUCAAGGCUUUGCCUUUUACAGUUACGGAGCAAAGGGAAUAAGACAAAGUUUUAAGAAAACAAAAUUCUACUGUUCUUCCUUUAUCAGAUUCUCCUUGAACCUUUUUGAGUUUUACUUUCAAUUUAUGCACAUGUUUGAGGAAGAUAGGAACCCCAACUUUAAAGUCUGUUUGGUUUUUUUUGAAUGCAGGAAUACAUUUUCCACAAAUGUUAAGUGUGUCAAAUCAGAGGAAAAGCUCAGUACAGGUUUGGGGGUUACACAGAUUCAUCCGCCACUGUGAUUUACUGAAGUUUUCUCAUCACCAACAUCUCAUGGAUCCCAGAUAAAGGAAUGUUUAUUUUAAUAUAGCUGUAAAUAUUAUUUGCUGCAUUGUUUGCCUGCAAUAAAUCUUUAUUAAUA
This is a messenger RNA of Ctenopharyngodon idella (grass carp), 2272 nucleotides long. It is a transcript of the gene paip1, whose product is annotated as poly(A) binding protein interacting protein 1. Gene Ontology annotation, biological process: regulation of translational initiation. The coding region runs from base 201 to 1460 and encodes 419 amino acids. The record is from RefSeq and is a predicted model, not a curated record. Gene Ontology annotation, molecular function: translation activator activity; RNA binding; protein binding. The transcript has 12 exons. Lineage: Eukaryota; Metazoa; Chordata; Actinopteri; Cypriniformes; Xenocyprididae.